This is a messenger RNA of Gadus macrocephalus (Pacific cod), 6694 nucleotides long. It is a transcript of the gene foxn3, whose product is annotated as forkhead box N3. Gene Ontology annotation, molecular function: DNA-binding transcription factor activity; cis-regulatory region sequence-specific DNA binding. The coding region runs from base 1 to 1248 and encodes 415 amino acids. The record is from RefSeq and is a predicted model, not a curated record. Gene Ontology annotation, cellular component: nucleus. Gene Ontology annotation, biological process: regulation of DNA-templated transcription. Lineage: Eukaryota; Metazoa; Chordata; Actinopteri; Gadiformes; Gadidae. The transcript is spliced from 6 exons.
AUGGUGGUCUUCCUGGAAGAGGUACUAUGUCUCUCUGUUUCUGUGUCUCUCUGUCCUCCUCAGAGCAUGGGAAAGGGCUCCUUAUGGUGCAUAGAUCCUGAGUACAGACAGAACCUGAUCCAGGCACUGAAGAAGACGCCCUUCCACUCCCACUCCCUCUUCUCUGCCUCCACCACCUCGCCGGAGGCCUUCCAGAGGUACUGCUUCAGUGCCUGCAGACUGAGAACUGCUCAGGUUCUCCGCAGCCACAGGAGCCUGCUGUUUCUUAGGAUCGCUCUGUUCCUCACUAUCCAAGUCAACCUCUUCAAAAUGAGGCACCGGUGGCACCGAACCAGUGGCACCGGCUACCACGUUCACAGCACCGGGAUCCGCACCCGCAUCCGCGACCGCGGCGCCAGCACUGGAGCCACCAGCCGUGGACCCAGCACCGGACUCACCAGCCGCGGACACGGCCGCGGAACCAGCACCGGACUCGCCAGCCGCAGACCCGCCGGCCGCGGACUCGCCGGCCGCGGACUCGCCAGCCGCGGACUCAACACAGGACCCGACAACCGCAGACCCACUACCCGACCCGCCAGCCACGGACCGAACGGAGCCGUCAUGAUUCCUUCUGUGUUCUUUCAGUAUCUCCGUCCUCAGAUGUGGCAGAGCACUCCGUUCUACAGGAGAAAUGGGGAAGUUCUGCUACAAGUCCCUCAGGGCGUGAUCCAGAACGGAGCCCGGAUCAGUCAGGGUCUGUUCCCGGGAAUCCUUCCCCUCCCGGGCAGCCCGUCGGGCGGCAGGACCGCCAUCAGGUCAGUAUUUUCAGGUUGUCGAAAGCGAAGUGACAGCGAGCCUUCCUGUGACUCCCCAUUGGUCAGCAGCGACCCCAAGGAGGACCACACCUACAGCACCGCCCAAUCAGACGAGGGCAGUGACUCCAGUCUGCCCGGCAAUGGGGGCAGCGACUCUGACGAGGACGACAAGAGCAGGAUCAAGAAGGAGCCCAGCGAUUGGCCCCUAGACCCUGCAUCCUGCCAAUUUCCUCACCUCAAGAAACGGCAUCACUUCCUGAAGAGCAAGCUGCGGCUGGCCGGUGACUCUCUGCCACUGAAAAAGCGACGUACGGAGAAGCCGCCGGAGAGCGACGAAGACGAGGAGAUGAAGGAGGCGGCUGGCUCGUUGCUCCACCUGGCGGGCGUGAGGGCCUGCUUGAACAAUAUCACAAACCGGACAACGAAGGGACAGAAAGAGCCCGCCAAAAACUAACUGGGCCGCUUGACUCAAGAGCCCGUCACAAUACCUCCAGUCUGAGCUGAGGGUGGAGGCAGCAUCACUUUAGAUCAUUGGUGAGGACCAGGACAUCAGGUGACUCAUAAUGAGACCUUCAGUCUGAGCUGAGGGUGGAGGCAGCAUCACUUUAGAUCAUUGGACUGGACCAGGACAUCAGGUGACUCAUAAUGAGACCUCCAGACUGAGCUGAGGGUGGAGGCAGCAUCACUUUAGAUCAUUGGACUGGACCAGGACAUCAGGUGACUCAUAAUGAGACCUCCAGACUGAGCUGAGGGUGGAGGCAGCAUCACUUUAGAUCAUUGGUGUGGACCAGGACAUCAGGUGACUCAUAAGGAUUUGUUGCAAUACCAAUCCAUCCCUUCCAUUAACCAACCUACAAGGAUCCUUUACCAGGGUCACUUUCAUUUUUCUUCUUUUGCUUUGGACUUUUUUUUGUCUUGUCAAACAGGAGACUAAAGCCAUGACUAAACUUUCUCAAAUUUCGUUAACUUUGCAGUUAUUUACAGGUUUCUUUAGUCAAAGGUCCUAGUAAAAGUGAUUUAGGAUCCUUAAUUUGAAACAUUCUAACCGUCAUACCUAAACAAAUUGAAAUGCACAAUUCCCAUCAUAAACACAGACUUAGCAAUUCCCACUUUCUCAAAAAUAGUAAUUUUAGAGUACAGAACCCAACAACAUUACUCCCCGUCAAAAUUAGUAUUACUAUUAGUUCAGCUGCAAUUGAUUUAAAGUGUAAGACCGGCGAAAUUGAACUCAGGGUCUUUUUCUGCAUGAAAACAGAUCAAAUAAGCCGUCAAGAUAUUUUGUUGAUCAAUGCACUGCUCAAAUGGCUAACAGUGCAUUAAUAAUCAUAAUAUGUUUAUUUUAUUUAGAGCCUUUCUCACACUCCAAGUCGCUUUACAGUGUCAUGAGCACACGCAGAACAAGACAAAAAACAACACUAAUAAAAAUGUAAUUAAAAUUAAAUAAUACACACAGAGGGUCUAUGCAGUUGUGGUAAAGAGCCAAACAGAAAGGUAUUGAGAUGAUCUUCAAAGAGGGAAGGAGGGACAGUCACGGAGGGAUUGAGGAAGGGAGUUCCAGAGUUUGGGGUCCAAGGCGCUGAAAGACCUGCCACCCAGGGUAGAAAGUCUGGUGUGGGGGACGGAGAGGAGAUCUGGUCAGAUGAUCUGAGUGAGUGGGAUGGAGUACAAGGGGUCAGAAGGUCACAGAGGUAAGGAUAGCUAGGGGCGGUGCACCAAACGCAUCCAAAUCACCAUUUCUUUAACCACUAAAAUUUCUCAAAAUAGCACCAAACAUCUGCAGUAGCGUGACUAGGGUCCAUACACAUAAGACGAAGCAUCAUCAACUUAGUUAGCGUACCAGGAGUUUAUUUAAAAAGACUAUUACCAGUCUGUGCCUUACCGCUAGGCCCAUGUUUACAGGAAGUCCAUACAAGUAAAUUACCGAAUGCACCGGAGGGUUCCGUUCAAGGAGGAACGAUUUGGAACAUAUAAUUGAUAUAAUUUAUGUUUAUAAACAAUAUCUAGCGAGUGUUGAAACGGAAAUGAAAGGAGUUGCAUAUGUAAGUUAGACAAAAUAUUUUUUGCGGAAAUGAGGCUUCAAUCUCGCUUGACGUCACAUUGUUGUCAGAAUACGCACUGCACAUGUGAAGGAAUACGCACUGCCAGACGCAUCUGAUGAAGGCGCACUCUAUGGGAUCUGGUGAAGGCCAUUGUAGGCCGAAACCUUAUCACCAAAUAAAAUUCCAACUAUUGGAACUCGGAGUGUGCGGCACCUCCUUUUUCUUACUGAAGACUGAGACUAUUAUUAACUUACAUUUGCCCAAACAAUAAAGUACACGUGUUAUUUGUGUUCUUUUUCGAUUUGGAUGCGUUCGGCGAACCGCCCCCAAUGCACUGUUAGCCGUUUGGACUGAUAGCGUUGCUCCGGGCAAGCUCUAUACUGGCUGAUCAAUGAAAAACAAUGUCUGGAUGGCUUAUUUGAUCUGUUUUCAUGAAGAAAUACCCUGGGUUCAAUUUUUCGCCAGACUUACACUUUAACUUUAAGCCAAAUUUAAACAGUCUCACAUAAGUUGAGGAUGCUCCAUCUGGCAAAGUUAGGGCAAGAUUAAAAAAACAAAACAUUUUCCUAUGUUGUUCAUUAUUUAAUCAAUCACGAUGGUAUAUCAAAGCUUGGGAAAAUCUGAAACCAGAAAAUGCCAUUGCGUCAAAUAUUUAUCAUGUUGUGAACAUUUUGUUUGCUUAUCACAAAACCUUGAUUUAAAAAGUAUCCCAAAUAGCCAUUACAAUAUUCAAUGUCAUCCACUGUGAUCAUAGAGUAAUUGUGUUAGAUGGAUGUUAGUGUUAAUACAAAAUAAUUCAAAGCUUUCCAUUUCGAGAGCCAAAAUAAUCAUUGAAAUGUCAUUUUCAGGACAAUGUUUGGUUCGACGUUUAGAGCCUUUUGACAGAUCAGCAUUUUAAGAACCCUCACAGAAAUCGUAUUAAUAAGCAAUGCGAAAGUAAUCAAAUGUGAAUGCAAAACAAAUUAACGGUGCAUAUUGCACACAACCUCAAUACAAAUACGUUGAAACUGCACAUAAAGAAACCUGCAAAAAAUGAUUGUUUUUUUUAAGAUUUCUAUUUUUUGGCCUCUACCAUCAUAACGUACUAAAGCAAUUCCACACAGUCAGGAUAAUACUGUAUAAAGGUUACUACUAGAAUUUUUAAGUUAAAUUUCUUAAUUUAAGCAAUGUAGCGAGCAGGACUUUUUUCUAAUUGUGUUGCAUGAGUUUCUGUAAGGACAAACAAGAGAAAAAAAGGUUUUAUAUUAUGAUAUAAAAAGUUCAUGUAAGGUAAAUAAUGUAUUAAGCAUGGAGCAUGAAUUAUUUUCCUAAAACAAAUAGAGAUCCUACAAAAAAAAAAAACUGCCUCGAAACAUUGCACUUGGUCCGUGCAAAUUUCUCUCCAAUUGUCUUUUUGACCUUAAUAGUAGAUGAUUUUGGCAUUUUGUUUGCCUGUGUGUGUGUGUGUGUGUGUCCUGACCACUCUUAUUUGCUUCUUGUGGAACUGAUAUUAAUCAUGAAACUACAAAACAUGUUUUGUAGUUUCAUGAUUAAUAUUAUGUUCGCACUUGUUUAGACACAUGGAUGCAGACAAAGCGUUUUGUACUGCUUCUCUGAAAUGGUCUCAGAAGCUCCAACGGCAAUACUGUGACAAGAGCUACAAUGUAGUCAGUGUGCUAGAUUAAAUGUUAACAGAUAAAUGAUUGAGCCCUAUUUUGAAAUAUAUCGAAACAAUAAUUUAUCAUAUAUAGCUAAAUACUUUUGGCCAUGUUGAGUCAAACCUGGGAAGAAAGCUUUCACUAUAACUAGUUGGUCCAGGCCCUAAAUCUGGUGUUUCAUAAAUAUGAAUACAUAUGACUUAUGACUUAUAUUAUUAAAUAUAAAAUGACUGUCUUCUCUUUAACAGCAUGAUGCCCAUGUCAACAUUAAAGUGUCCACAGUGUCUGCUUGCUAACCAGGUUUCUUGUGGGCAUACUUCCCUUUUCCAAGUGUAUACUGUGAUGUUCUUGUCCCGUUGUUUCAAGUAUGUGAUCAUUUUGUUAUCACCUUUCCUUUUCCAGGUUUUUUGGGACAGUAUUACUUUAAUAUGUUUGCCCUGUUGCACAUAAAUAUCAAACAAAUGUAACUUUACUAUUCAACAACAACCUUAUUUAUGAAUGCCUCUGCAUCCUUCCGUCAUAUUGCCAGAUUGUUCAAUGCGAGAUAUGUACAUUCAGUGCCAAAGCCUGGAAUAAUUUUAUAAAACCUGAAAUAGGCAGCCCACAUACUUGACCUGUAUGUUGGACAAAAUUGCCAGUGAGUUGUAGCAUGUCUGUCUGAACCUCUCGUGCAAUGUGUAAUUUACAUAAUAUGUAUUUGUGCCCCACACUACUUGCCGUAUGUUGUAUAUCAGAAUAUUGGGUUUGACAAUAUUCUUGUGAUGUUUAAGGUUUAAAUGCAUAAAUGGUAUUUUGACCAGCAUUUGAUGUGGUAAAAAAUAACAAAAGUCUCCUCGAUAUUUCUCAGAGCAGUACAUUUCAAUCAUGUAUUACACCUUAUUAUAUUAUUUAAGCAAAAGUACAUUUAAGAAACCACAUUGAUUGCAAGAAAAGGGCAUGUUCAAGGUGGCGUAUGGUAAAUGAAUGCAACUGUUGUGCCUAACUGAUGCACUGUGCAUUUUGCAUUCGUUACCACUAUUGAUUUGCUGCUGGCUGUGUUAGCUUCGCAAAUUAGCACGAAUAAGAGAUUCAUUAACAGGCUAACAUGGCGGCAGUUUGGAGAUGGCAAUGGUUGUUGGUCUUUCUUAAAACUUGUCCGUUUAUUUGAGUACAUUUAUUAUCUAACUACAUUUUUAACCUCAAAUCAAAACACCUGUAUUUUGGAAUGUCAAACAUGGCAGUCGUGUCAAAAGUAGUGAUGUUUAUUUCCUGUUAAGGAAAGAAAUAAGGAAAGUAAGCACAUCCUGGUUUCCAACACUUUUGAACUGCUUUUGUAUUUGAAGCAUCAAGGAUGUGAAAAAUUGUUAACGGUUAACCUGCCUCCAUUAUGUGGUUGAGCUUUGACGUGCUUCCCUUAAAGUAAGAACAAAAAAAAGUAAAGUUAAAUACUUAAAUACCCUAUUUCAGUCAAAACCUUAUUUCAGUUUACUUUUACUACAACAGAAGUUAAGCUGGUCAGUAUUUCAUUGGCAGCAUACCCCACUUUGACCAACUUAUCCCAAAGGUGAAUACAAAUAUUGAAAACACCUAUACACUUAAUUGGAGUUUCAAAUGGCAAACUAGAUAUCACAAAUAGUACAUUUGGAUGUGUAAAAAUUAAGGUCUUCAUUUUAGGGUUACCCUCUGAUUUGACUUUGCCUGUCUUAAAUAUUUUUUGUCUUCCAUGAAAUCCAAUUUUGCUAUUGUGUUUUUGUACUUCCUGGACAGUAUACACCAUACAAAUGGACUGAUUUGCAAAGUAAUUGAACAUCGGCCAAGUUUUCUAGUUCUAUCCAUUUUUAAGGUGGUCGUCGAGCUAAGCCGUGUCACGUGCUGAAGCAUGACGUGUUUAAUGAAAGUCUACAGUAUUUGUUGCACACUGUGUGGUGCACUAUAUGUCUGUUGCGCUGCCAAAUCAUUGUGUUUUUUCCUAUGUCAAAAACACUUGUUCUGAUGACAUGACCUUCCAAAUUCUCUUUCAAUAAUGAGACGUACGUUCUGUAUCUUCCUUGCUGAGCGAUCAUAUUGCCAAAGACAAACAACCCUCAUUAUUAAAUGUAAUUAUCAUCACUUCAUCACUCUGGACGUAGGUUUGUUUCUUUGAGUUUUGUCUCCCUGUGUUUCCCCCCCAGACAAAAAACCAACCAUAUACUUUCUGUGCCGUUUUGUCUUCCAGUUGCAAUAAAAACGAAACAUGUGGUCUCUC